Molecule: messenger RNA, 875 nt
Organism: Hibiscus syriacus
Lineage: Eukaryota; Viridiplantae; Streptophyta; Magnoliopsida; Malvales; Malvaceae
Product: peroxiredoxin Q, chloroplastic-like
Exons: 4
Coding region: 120-767 (215 amino acids)
Biological process (GO): cell redox homeostasis; cellular response to oxidative stress
Cellular component (GO): chloroplast thylakoid membrane; cytoplasm
Molecular function (GO): thioredoxin peroxidase activity
Source: RefSeq, a predicted model, not a curated record
CCCCUAUGACCCAAUAACCAGCCAAUGCAAUCCACCAACGAUCUCUUAUCUUCCUUUCAAACCCACACUCUCUUAUUACCACCUAUCCCGGAGCUUUCCCAUUUUUGUCUCAACCUUUAAUGGCUUCUUCUCUCUGUCUCCCAAGCCACACUGUGGCUUCUCUACUCCCUUCCCAUACUUCCAAGUCUUCUGUUCCCAAAUGUGUCCCAAUUCUCUCCAAAUCAUCGCAGUCUCAAUUUCAUGGCCUUAACUUCUCUCACUCUUCUGCUUCUCUUUCCAUUCCUUGUGUUUCCUCCUUCAAAACUUCCAUUUCUGCCAAGGUGAAUAAAGGGUCGGUGCCUCCGUCGUUCACGUUGAAAGAUCAAGACGGGAAAAAUGUGAGCCUUUCCAAGUUUAAAGGGAAGCCUGUGGUUGUGUAUUUCUACCCUGCUGAUGAAACCCCUGGCUGCACCAAACAGGCGUGUGCUUUCAGAGAUUCUUACGAGAAGUUUAAGAAAGCAGGAGCUGAAGUUAUUGGAAUAAGUGUUGAUACCUCAGAAUCACACAAGGCCUUUGCGAAGAAGUACAGGCUUCCAUAUACAUUGCUGAGUGAUGAGGGGAACAAUGUGAGGAAAGAGUGGGGAGUUCCAUCCGAUCUGUUCGGAGCAUUGCCAGGAAGACAGACGUAUGUUAUUGACAAGAAAGGGGUGGUUCAACUCAUUUACAACAACCAGUUCCAGCCCGAGAAACAUAUCGAUGAAACCUUAAAAAUGCUUCAAAGUCUGUAAAAUCAUAUGUUUCUUCUUUUUCUUCUUUCCCUUCAUCUGCUACUCGCACAUGUGUUCUUGGUGUUAGACGAGUGUUUGUAUUGUCUAAUUCGAAGUAAUAUUUGUUCA